Arachis duranensis is the source of this 767-nucleotide messenger RNA. RefSeq lists its product as uncharacterized. Bases 56 to 631 code for a protein of 191 amino acids. The record is from RefSeq and is a predicted model, not a curated record. The transcript has 2 exons. Lineage: Eukaryota; Viridiplantae; Streptophyta; Magnoliopsida; Fabales; Fabaceae.
CAUUGAUUUGAAUGACUCAUUUGAAAACGUUGGAUUUUCUGACAUAGAUGUUAAUAUGGGACAUGAUACCCCAACGUUUCCUGCUAAUUUAGAUUCACCAAGUGGUCCUCAUAGUCAACCAAAUCAAUUAGGUGGGACUUCAGCGUCAAGAGGAACAAAGCGUAAAUCUCCUAUGAAUGAUUUUUUGGAGGCACAAUAUGAAAAACUUGCUUUGGGAAUUACUACCAUGGCCGAUGCUGUCAAAGAGGGUACUUAUCUGUCUAGCAAGCUACAUGACGUAGCUCAGAGGCAGGUUGAAUCAGCUGAGAGACAAGCUUCUGUGGCUGAGAGGCAAGUUUCGGUUGCCGAAAAACAAGUCUCGUUAAUUGAAAGACAAGUUGCAAUUGCUGAAAAAGGGUUGGCUAUUAUGCAACAAAGUAGGCCUCGCCUUUAUAGCGAAUCAGAUGUAUGGGAUAUGUUGUCUGAAUUGGGUCUGAUAGGUUCAGCUCGGAUGCAGUGUUAUCAGUUUUUAUGUGAAAAUGAGCAGAAAAAGCGCCAAAUCUUUGGGAUCCCACCUGAAAUGCGAUUGGAUGCUCUUUUUCAUUUCAUGACAGCUGCUGGUGUUCGCUUAGGAGAUAUGGUACUUUCAUAAAACAUUAACCAUUACAGGAAUCAUAACUUGAAAAUGUUUGGGAACAAGAAGGUCACAGCUUAGUACAAGUAAAAUUCGAUCUUGUGUUAAUAUUUUUGACUCGGAGAAACUUUAUUUUUUUGAAGUAGAUGGGUAC